CUGAUGCGCCUCCUGUCCUGCCAGCUGCACUUCACUCUCAGAUGCUGCUGUUCAUCCUGAAACACGAAUGAAGCCAUGCAAAAAGUGCUUUUUACUUUUUUUGAGCGCAGGAGAAGCAGACGAUAAAACCAAACUAAACCAAUUCAUCUGUGUCCGUCCCAUCAAAAGUUGGAAUAGUUUUGAAUUGGGUGAGAGAUCAGCCGUGAAAGUCUCCUCUCAGUAGCAGCAUGAGCUCUCCACCUCACAGUGCAGCGACAGAGCCUUCGUGGACUACUGGACCUUCAGAACUGGAGAUGAGCGAAGCUCUGCACAUGCGAAAUGACAGUGUGCGGUUCGGAAUGAGUUCCACGGCGUCUGCGGAGCCGGCAGUGAUCACUCAACGCCACGCAUCUCACCUCCAUCCCCGCAUGUCCGUGUACAGCGCCACCCGUCCCACACUCUCUAGAUCCUUCUUUCAAGGACGUGUAUAUAAUUUCUUGGAGAGACCAUCGGGUUGGAAAUGCUUUGUGUAUCAUUUUACAGUAUUCCUCAUUGUGCUUUCUUGCCUGAUCCUCAGUGUGCUGUCCACCAUUGAUGAGUAUCAAUCACUGGCUAAUAAAACACUAUUCUGGGUGGCAGUAUAAGUAGCAAAUAGGCAUAAUGCAAAGGGAUCAUUGACUACACUGGACGUGUGGCAUGAAGCUCUAGAACUUUGACCCAAAAGCAAGCUAGUGUUUUUGAAGAUGGCAGUGGAAAUGUUCACAUUUGCAUGCUACUCAUUGUUUACCUUGUUCUCCAUAGUGUUCACUGCCCUUGGUUUUGUCCAGAAGAGGGCAGCAGUUUAUCACUUUUCAUGUUUGUUUUGAUGCGGUGGCUUUACAUUUUUUGGUAAUGCCCUUUUUGAAACUAGAACAACCUUUGCCCCAUCUAAUGUAGGAAAAAGUAACACUCAUGUAAUUUAUCACAAGAGCAUAUUAAAGGGAAAGUCCACCCAAAAAAAAAAAACAU
Molecule: messenger RNA, 987 nt
Organism: Sinocyclocheilus anshuiensis
Lineage: Eukaryota; Metazoa; Chordata; Actinopteri; Cypriniformes; Cyprinidae
Product: potassium voltage-gated channel subfamily KQT member 1-like
Exons: 3
Coding region: 228-623 (131 amino acids)
Biological process (GO): potassium ion transmembrane transport
Cellular component (GO): membrane; voltage-gated potassium channel complex
Molecular function (GO): voltage-gated potassium channel activity
Source: RefSeq, a predicted model, not a curated record